GGUAUCAGAGGAAGGACAUCAGCAGCUAUGACCAAACGGGCUGCUCAUGGCGCCAUCCUGCCAGUCAUGUGACCCUGCCCCCCCUCCUCCCCUCCGUACGUGAGAGCGUCAGAGCGGAACAGAGAGCAGCCUGUUCGGUGCCUCCAGCCUCGGCCUGUGUCUGGGCGGCAGAGAAGGAGGGCGCGUACUGCGCACGGUGAGCGGGGCAUUGUGGGAGCUAUGGAUCGGUCAAAGCACAGCCUGGUUCUGCUGCAGCAACUCAACAUGCAGCGGGAGUUCGGUUUCCUCUGUGACUGCACUAUAGCCAUCGGGGACGUGUACUUCAAGGCGCACAGAGCCGUGCUUGCUGCCUUUUCAAAUUAUUUCAAGAUGAUCUUCAUUCACCAGUCCAGUGAAUGUAUAAAGAUCCAACCGACAGACAUUCAACCGGACAUAUUUAGUUACCUUUUGCACGUCAUGUAUACAGGGAAAACCCCCAAGCAAAGUGUGGACCACUUCCGAUUAGAGGAAGGGGUUAGGUUUCUUCACGCUAACCUCCCCUCCAUAUCAUCUAAUGAGCCAAGUCAAGUUUUGCCAUCGGAAACAGGGCAGUCCUCUAAUUUAUACGGAAUCCAGAUCUCCACGGCUCAGAAAACAAAUAAAGAGACUCUUCGAAACAUUUCACCUGCUGCAGCAAGGUCCACUCCACAGGGAGAGCAGCCGAAACUACAGCUGUCCCUUGCCAUUGGCCUUGAAGGUGUAGGGCCUGAACAGCAAAGUUCACAUUUCCCUGCUCAGGUGGGCACCACAGUUAAAUCGAUAGAAGACAUUGAGAACACCGUAAAGACCAUAAAGCAGGAAACCUGUGAUACCGAAUCUGUCAAAUCUCCUCAAGAAUCGUCGCUGCAAGAGGAGGUCGAGUCAACAUUGGUUAAGACCGCCAGCAAAACGUACUCCUGCCACUACUGUGGCGAACAUUUUGAGUCUCGUAGCACGUUGAGGGAUCAUUUGCAUAUCCACGUUUCACAGUCUCUCCCUUUCGGUGUACCUACCUCUAUUUUAGAGAGCGAUGACCUGGGAGAAGUGCACCCCAUACUUGAAAACAUCGAGAACACUGAGAGCUGUCAACUCAGCCCUAACGAAGCGCUUCCAAACUCCACCCACGCCGAACAGCUGCAACUCAACCAGCUUUCGUUUUUGUCGAAGGACGCCGAUCCCAUAGAGCUGAACUGCAACUUUUCCUUCUUGCGAAAGAGGAAAUUUAUCUGCACGGUAUGUGGACACAGGUUCAUACGGAGGAACCUGUUACUGGAUCACUUGUACACGCACAAAACCAAAUCCCACAAGCUCAGUCGCUACCAGGGCUCGGGCAGCCAGACUGAUCAUUCGCUACAGAAUUACUGUAAGAACCUGACUGAUAAUGAUCAGAAAGACGAAGACGCAGCUCUAGAACCCCCCUUCCUCGAGGACUUGGAAGACACAAGCUCACAAGAAAAUGUGGACUCUGUCCUUGUUGAAUAAUAUUUAUUCGUAUUGAACUGCUUGGAUGUUU
Nanorana parkeri is the source of this 1531-nucleotide messenger RNA. It is a transcript of the gene ZBTB25, whose product is annotated as zinc finger and BTB domain containing 25. The record is from RefSeq and is a predicted model, not a curated record. Gene Ontology annotation, biological process: regulation of transcription by RNA polymerase II. The transcript has 3 exons. Gene Ontology annotation, molecular function: DNA-binding transcription factor activity, RNA polymerase II-specific; RNA polymerase II cis-regulatory region sequence-specific DNA binding; protein binding. Bases 220 to 1500 code for a protein of 426 amino acids. Lineage: Eukaryota; Metazoa; Chordata; Amphibia; Anura; Dicroglossidae. Gene Ontology annotation, cellular component: nucleus.